Molecule: messenger RNA, 1939 nt
Organism: Anguilla anguilla (European eel)
Lineage: Eukaryota; Metazoa; Chordata; Actinopteri; Anguilliformes; Anguillidae
Gene: hdc
Product: histidine decarboxylase
Exons: 12
Coding region: 44-1939 (631 amino acids)
Biological process (GO): L-histidine catabolic process; histamine biosynthetic process
Molecular function (GO): pyridoxal phosphate binding; histidine decarboxylase activity
Source: RefSeq, a predicted model, not a curated record
CAGCCCAAGAGGACAUCAGAGAGCAGAGAACCUAUUGUUGAAGAUGCAGGCAGACGAAUACAACCGCAGAGGUAAGGAACUUGUCAAUUACAUCACGGAAUACCUGACCAAAAUCAGAGACAGACGGGUCGUCCCAGAUGUCCAGCCCGGAUACAUGAGGAAACUCCUCCCGGACAACGCGCCCAUUGAACCAGAAAACUGGGACAAUAUUUUUAAUGACAUCGAGAAAAUAAUUAUGCCGGGGGUGGUGCAUUGGCAGAGUCCCCACAUGCAUGCCUACUUCCCUGCUCUGACUUCCUGGCCGUCCUUGCUUGGGGACAUGCUGGCUGAUGCUAUCAACUGCAUUGGAUUCACCUGGGCCUCCAGUCCAGCCUGCACUGAACUAGAGAUGAAUGUUCUGGAUUGGCUGGCCAAGGCAAUGGGGCUGCCCCCCCAUUUCCUGCAUCAUCAUCCCGACAGCAGGGGUGGAGGUGUCCUGCAGAGCACGGUGAGUGAGGGCACUCUGUUGGCCCUCCUGGCUGCCAGAAAAGCCAAAAUCCUGGAACUCCGGGAAUCUGGGGACGAUGCAGAUGACUCCAUACUCAACUCCAGACUCAUUGCCUAUGCAUCUGACCAGGCUCACUCUUCAGUUGAAAAAGCAGGUCUAAUUACCAUGGUUAAAAUGCGUUCCCUGCCAACGGACGAGCAGUUCUCCUUGCGGGGAGAAACGUUGCAAAGUGCCAUUGAAGAGGACAGGAAGAAAGGCCUCAUACCAGUCCUGCUCUGUGCUACUCUGGGAACGACGGGAGUAUGCGCCUUCGACUGCCUGUCCGAGCUGGGGCCCCUGUGUGCCAAGGAAGGGCUGUGGCUGCAUAUCGAUGCGGCGUACGCUGGUUCUGCCUUCCUCUGUCCGGAGCAGCGGGGCUUCCUGAACGGCGUUGAAUUUGCCGACUCUUUCGUCUUCAACCCCUCCAAGUGGAUGAUGGUCCAUUUCGACUGCACCGCCUUCUGGGUCAGGGAUAAAUACAAGCUCCAGCAGACCCUUAGCGUCAACCCACUCUACCUCCGGCACGAGAACUCCCGCGUUGCCACUGAUUUCAUGCACUGGCAGAUUCCUCUCAGUAGACGCUUCCGCUCCCUCAAGCUGUGGUUUGUGCUGCGUUCCUUCGGUCUGAAGCAGCUGCAGGAGCACAUCAGACAGGGCAUCGAGAUGGCAAAGCUGUUCGAGUCUUUGGUCCGAAGUGAUCCUAAUUUUGAAAUCCCCGCUAAGAGAAACAUGGGACUGGUGGUGUUCUGCCUGAAGGGGGGAAACGCCCAGACCGAGGCGCUCCUGAAAGCACUGACCAAAUCUGGCGCCAUGUACGUCAUCCCGGCCUCCAUCCAGAACAAGCUCAUCAUCCGCUUCACCGUGACGUCGCAGUUCACCACACGGGAGGACAUCCUGAGGGACUGGGCCAUCAUCCGCGACACGGCCGCCGCCGUACUCGCACAGGAGGCCGCCGGGGACGCCUCCGCCCGCCUCACGGGCGAGGCCGGGCGCCAGACGCAGGCCCCAGUGACGGUGGGGCCUACCGAGCAGCACCCGCCCGCGCCGCCUCCAGCCGAGACCGAGCGGGCGACAGACGAGGUCUUCGACGUCGGCAGCCCCUACGCCAGCUGCGGUCAGAGGUCCGGCCGCUCGCUGAGCUGCACCGGCGAGCCGCUGACGGACCAGCAGCACGCCCGCGUCCUCAAGCUGCUCUCCAAGGAGGGCCUGCUGUCCCGGAUCCCGGAGAACGUGAUGCUGCUGGAGAAGAAGGCGCUGAGGAAGCUGACCAAGUUCUACAGCAUGCCCACCUUCAUGCCCUGCGGGCCCCUGCAGCAGUGCGCCGGGCCCUGCGGCAUCCAGCUCUUCCACAAGCCCUGGCUCACCUGCAGCCGCGCGAACGCCGCCCUGCCCUGCCUCAACCUGCAGCGCUAG